This is a messenger RNA of Aspergillus puulaauensis, 495 nucleotides long. RefSeq lists its product as uncharacterized. NCBI's taxonomy places the organism in Eukaryota, Fungi, Ascomycota, Eurotiomycetes, Eurotiales, Aspergillaceae. The record is from RefSeq and is a predicted model, not a curated record. Bases 1 to 495 code for a protein of 164 amino acids. The transcript is spliced from 2 exons.
AUGAUCGAUUGGCCCGCCCCGGAGUAUACUAUCCUCUCACAAGGUAGCGUCCGAGAAGAGACAGACUGGCGCAACGCCCAUCUAAAUCGUUGGACCAGAAUAAUCGGAGAAUUUGGGAGCCGAUGCAAUCGACGGAGGAAACCUGCUUUAGUAUCUGCAGCGCGGGAUCGACGGACGACAGAAGCUGCAGCGCGCACAGUCCAGAGCCCACAGCAGUUGAUUGCACUGUUGCAGGAGCCGGAGUUUCCCCGCGAAGGCUUCGCAUUUGUGGCAUUGUUCCUGUCCCUCGUACGGAAUACUCAAGAAGUUGCUGGAGCUCCCUGCCGUGUGGGCAUGAUUCAAAUGGUGCAGUGGUUACCGAGGCGAGAAAUCGGGACAAAGUCCGACAUCCGACUUCAAACGAGAAUAUCCGCUAUAUACACGAUUGCAUUGGCGCCUUCUGCAACGUGCACGGAGCACAGCUCGAAAUUGGGAGUCUCCCUCUCGACGUCAUAG